AUGCAGGUCCAGACUCUCAAGCUUCAAUUUCUCCGGUGUCCCACAUCAGCCUCAUCACAUCACCUAGCAGAAGCACUUUGUUCUAUGCCAAACCUGACUGACCUGUCACUGAUCACAAUGGAUCUAAAUGAGGAGUUCUGCUCUACAUUGAAAGCAAAGGCAUCAUCCAUGCAGGUCCAGACUCUCAAGCUUCAGGAUAUGCAGUGUCCAACACCAACCUCACAUCACCUUGUAGAAGCAAUAUGCUGUAUUCCAAACCUGACUGACCUGACAAUGCAUGGAUGGAAUUUCGAUGAGGAGUUCUACUCUACAUUGAAAGCAAAGGCAUCAUCCAUACAGGGUUGUUUUCCUCAGAUCAAGAAGGGAAAGUUUAGGGUCAAUGGAGUUGCCCAAGAUGACUUAAACUCAUUUCUCAACACCCUCACAUGUUUGCAAAGCUCGGACUUAGACUGCUCAAGUGACUGGGAUGGCUCUACCAACUCAGGCAACUCAAAUGACUCAGACAACUCAGCCGACUUUGGCAGCUCAAAUGACUCGUAUUUCUCGGCCAACUCAGGCAACUCAAAUGACUCAGAUGGUUAG
This is a messenger RNA of Strongylocentrotus purpuratus (purple sea urchin), 582 nucleotides long. RefSeq lists its product as uncharacterized. The record is from RefSeq and is a predicted model, not a curated record. The transcript has 4 exons. Bases 1 to 582 code for a protein of 193 amino acids. Lineage: Eukaryota; Metazoa; Echinodermata; Echinoidea; Camarodonta; Strongylocentrotidae.